AUGCCAGCCUCAGCCAGAACAGUCGUCCCGCCGCUGCGGCUAGUGCCGCGCGCAGGCCUCCUCCCGGCCAGAAGCCUCGCGACGUCGACCCCCAGCGGCAAAGACGAGCAGUGGCCGCAACGCACACCACUAGGCGACUACUAUGCGGGCAUGCUGCGCGAUCCGAUCCCCUACCCGUUCUCUCACAAACCCGAGGAGCCGCCCAGCACGGCGGACCCCAGCGUCCUGCCGCCACACAAGCGACCAAGGAUGCCACGAGCACCCGGGCCCAAUAGGUCCGAGACGCGAAGCGCGGCCUGCGCGGGCGCGACUCCCACUUCACCGCCCGAGCCGGUUCCCCCUCCGCAGACGGCGCAAGAGAAGGCUCGUAUUAUAUUCGGAUCGCGACUCCUCGGCCCGGCCGAGCACGCGGAUAGAUUGGCUUCGAGGCGGGCAGAGUCGAGAUACAAGGCGGGUGUUUUGGUUCCCCCGCGGCCAGAACAGCCGGACAACUGCUGCAUGAGCGGUUGCGUCAACUGCGUCUGGGACCGGUACCGAGAAGACAUGGAGGAAUGGACAGCGAGAGAGAAGGAGGCGCAGAGACGGCUGAAAGCUGGGAGGAGAGCCGUGGAUGCCGCCGGCGGAGGCGGCUCCGACUCCGAGUCGAACUGGAAAGCGCCGGCCGCCGGCGGCGGUAAGAUCGCCAAGGACAUGUGGGAUGAGGAUGUCUACGAAAACGUGCCGGUCGGCAUCAGGGAGUUCAUGAAGCAGGAGAAGAGGUUGAAGGAGAGGCACGUGCGUGAGGGCACUAUUGGCGGUUGA
Metarhizium album ARSEF 1941 is the source of this 801-nucleotide messenger RNA. Its product is annotated as Oxidoreductase-lik. The record is from RefSeq and is a predicted model, not a curated record. Lineage: Eukaryota; Fungi; Ascomycota; Sordariomycetes; Hypocreales; Clavicipitaceae. Gene Ontology annotation, cellular component: mitochondrion. The transcript has a single exon. The coding region runs from base 1 to 801 and encodes 266 amino acids.